CGACAGACGGACCGAAGACUGGGAGAUUGACCGACCAAGCAUUUCAAACAUAAACAAGAAAACAGAUAUGGAACCAAAAUUUCAGAAGAUUCAGUCCACCAAAGACCUACUUACGGAUGUAAAAAAUUGGCGCAAAGAUGGACCCAAGUUAAUUGAGAGAAAAUGGAAUGUUUUCAACAAUAGUCCUGACAUUGACAAAGGCUGCUGUAAAGUCAGAGUGAUGCAGUGGAACAUACUUGCUCAAGCUCUCUGUAGUGCAGAUGAUAAUUUCAUCCGAUGUGGACCGUCAACCUUGGAAUGGGAAAAGAGGAAGUGGAAGAUGUUAGAAGUCAUGCUGGAACAUGACCCUGACAUUUUAUGCCUGGAAGAAGUUGAUCAAUACAGCUUCUUUAACGCAGCGUUAGAAUCAGUUGGCUACACAGGAAUAUUUACUCCUAAACCAGACUCACCUUGUCUGUAUGUCAGGGGGAACAGCGGACCAGAUGGAUGUGCAGUAUUCUAUCGAAAAGACAAAUAUGUGUUAGAAAAGGCGAAUUCAUUUGUCAUAGCUCCUGAUCAUCCAGUCACAAAUCAGAUUGCUGCUUAUGCUGUACUUAGCGAUAAAACAACAAGCGUGAAAUUUUGCGUCCUGACAACUCAUUUCAAGGCAAAACAAGGUUAUGAAGAACUGAGGCAAAACCAAGCUGAACAUUUGGUUAAAUUUGUACAGGAGGAUAUGUCUCACAUUCCAGUAGUCAUCUGCGGUGAUUUUAAUGGUAAUUACCAGGAGCCGUUGUACGGCGUUAUGAAAUCUAGUCCGGUAGCUUUGGAAAGUAUCUAUACGAGGCUGCAGAAUGAUCUAAGUGAACCAAAGUACACCUCUUGGAAAAUACGUGGUAGUCACUCUGGUGGUGAGCGUGAAUCGUGUAAGGGAAUCGAUUAUAUUUGGGUAACGCGGGUAAGCGUUGAUGUAGCAGGAUUGUUGUUACUGCCAACUGAGGAGCAGAUUGGACCAGAUCGUCUGCCAUCGAGCAAUUAUCCAUCUGAUCACCUCCAUUUGGUCGCCGAUCUGUUUAUUAAAUGUGAUGAGUGAUGAAAGAAAUCACCCAUUAGAUCAAGCUAAAGGAGGGCUAUAGGCAGGAGCUAGGGGGUCAAAUUGGUAAUCUUUAGGUGACUAGUAAUAGUAUACACAGGGCUUAGGUUGUGUAUGAUUCAAUUAUAGUCAUAUAUACUUGUAAUGUAAAUCUUUUAAUCAUCUGAUCAUGAUAAUGUGAUAUAUUUCUUGGUUGCAAGGCAAUGAAUCAUUACUUGACUAUUAUUAAUAACAAAAUACUCAUGUACUUAAACUGUAUGAACGCAUUUAAUCCGGUAGAGAUGGGCAUGUUACACUGAGGCCUUUUAUAGGUAAAAUAGGCCCCUUUGUACAGUUGCCUCUCAACCGGCUAAAAGCACCCACACAGUAGUUAUUGUUGGGGGUAUAUUUGUACUAUACCUUACCUCACUGUUAUACUAUUCCAAUCCAGAUCUGAAAUUUAAUCG
This is a messenger RNA of Lineus longissimus, 1518 nucleotides long. RefSeq names its product nocturnin-like. Lineage: Eukaryota; Metazoa; Nemertea; Pilidiophora; Heteronemertea; Lineidae. Gene Ontology annotation, molecular function: 3'-5'-RNA exonuclease activity. The record is from RefSeq and is a predicted model, not a curated record. Bases 68 to 1072 code for a protein of 334 amino acids. The transcript has 3 exons.